This is a messenger RNA of Condylostylus longicornis, 1869 nucleotides long. RefSeq names its product V-type proton ATPase subunit B (gene Vha55). The record is from RefSeq and is a predicted model, not a curated record. The coding region runs from base 176 to 1651 and encodes 491 amino acids. The transcript has 4 exons. Lineage: Eukaryota; Metazoa; Arthropoda; Insecta; Diptera; Dolichopodidae. Gene Ontology annotation, cellular component: proton-transporting V-type ATPase, V1 domain. Gene Ontology annotation, molecular function: ATP binding; proton-transporting ATPase activity, rotational mechanism. Gene Ontology annotation, biological process: ATP metabolic process; proton transmembrane transport.
GUAAUUCAAGGCUGGCAGCACUAAUGUCACAUGACUUUUAACGUCAAUCUUGUGAAAAUUUUUAUUCCACAUAUAUUUCUUCUAAUAAGAAAUAGGGAGCAAAAACACUUUUAAUAUAUAAUUUUCGAAAGCAGCUGAUUUUUACUGAAAAAUUUAAAUAAAACGUCCUGGCAAAAUGAUUUCUUCUAAGCAAGCACAAAGGGAGCACGUAUUGGCUGUUUCCAGAGAUUUUAUUUCCCAGCCGAGACUAACUUAUAAAACAGUUUCUGGUGUAAAUGGUCCUCUUGUAAUAUUGGACGAAGUUAAAUUUCCAAAAUAUGCCGAAAUUGUUCAAUUAAAAUUAAGUGAUGGAACUAUUCGUUCUGGGCAAGUUUUGGAAGUAAGUGGCUCUAAAGCGGUUGUUCAAGUUUUUGAGGGUACUUCUGGUAUUGAUGCGAAAAAUACAGUGUGCGAAUUUACUGGAGAUAUUUUAAGAACACCUGUUUCUGAAGAUAUGUUAGGGCGUGUCUUCAACGGUUCUGGUAAACCAAUUGACAAAGGACCACCAAUUUUGGCAGAAGACUUUUUAGAUAUUCAAGGCCAACCAAUUAAUCCAUGGUCUCGUAUUUAUCCAGAGGAAAUGAUUCAAACCGGUAUAUCUGCUAUUGAUGUAAUGAAUUCAAUUGCCAGAGGGCAAAAAAUUCCCAUUUUUUCUGCUGCUGGUUUACCGCAUAAUGAAAUCGCUGCCCAAAUUUGUCGUCAAGCUGGUCUCGUAAAAUUACCUGGAAAAUCUGCAUUAGACGAUCAUGAAGAUAACUUUGCUAUUGUAUUUGCUGCUAUGGGUGUUAAUAUGGAAACUGCUAGGUUUUUCAAACAAGAUUUCGAAGAAAAUGGUUCUAUGGAGAAUGUUUGUCUAUUCUUAAAUUUAGCUAAUGAUCCAACAAUUGAACGUAUCAUUACUCCACGUUUAGCUUUAACAGCUGCAGAAUUUUUAGCUUAUCAAUGCGAAAAGCAUGUUUUAGUUAUUUUAACUGAUAUGUCAUCUUAUGCUGAAGCUUUGCGUGAAGUAUCAGCUGCAAGAGAAGAAGUACCCGGACGUCGUGGUUUUCCAGGUUAUAUGUACACAGAUUUGGCUACAAUUUACGAACGGGCAGGACGAGUAGAGGGCCGAAAUGGUUCAAUUACUCAAAUUCCAAUUUUAACUAUGCCAAACGAUGAUAUUACACAUCCAAUUCCAGAUUUAACUGGAUAUAUUACUGAAGGCCAAAUCUAUGUUGAUCGCCAACUACAUAACAGACAAAUCUAUCCUCCAGUUAAUGUGUUACCAUCAUUGUCCCGUUUAAUGAAAUCUGCUAUUGGAGAAGGAAUGACACGCAAAGAUCAUUCUGAUGUUUCAAAUCAAUUGUACGCUUGUUACGCUAUAGGAAAGGAUGUACAAGCCAUGAAAGCUGUUGUUGGUGAAGAAGCCUUAACUCCUGAUGAUUUACUAUAUUUGGAAUUCUUAUCUAAAUUUGAAAAGAACUUCAUUACUCAGGGUAACUAUGAAAAUCGCACAGUAUUUGAGUCAUUAGACAUCGGUUGGCAAUUGUUACGUAUUUUCCCUAAGGAAAUGUUGAAACGAAUUCCAGCAUCAAUUUUGGCCGAAUUCUAUCCUCGAGAUUCCCGCCAUUAAGCAUUAAACAAGAAGAUUGUAAUGUAAAUUUUAUUAUUAUGUGUUAUCCUAAGCCCAAUUCAAAAAUAAGAUACAUACAUUUUUUUUUUGAAGAUUGUGUAUUAAAAAUAAAAUUUUUGUGAAAAAUAUAAAAUUUAAAAAGAUAUUGUAUUACUUAAUUUGUUAAUAGACAAUAUGUGAAAGUUAUUUAAUAUAAUUAUAAAUACUUCUUAAAAUGU